AUGGCGAGCAUUCAGGCGCGUGUCCUGUAUGACUUUGUUGGUGACACAGCAAAUGGAGAGCUGUCAAUCAUAGCAGACGACUAUCUGACAGUUCUAAGACAGGAUAUUGGGGAUGGAUGGUGGGAUGCUGAGGAUGCCUCUGGAAACCAUGGACUCAUCCCUAUGGCCUAUGUGGAGAUGCCCCCCUCGGUUGAUGACACUGAUCAUGUUUACAACACCCCAGAUGCUGAGACACGGAUUGUCACCAGUCUACCAGAGCCAACGAUGCCGCCCCCUCCAGCACCAAUGGUGACAAGUUGGGACGCUCCUGAGUACAACUCGCAACCAAUAGCCCCGGCAUAUGUGCCCCCUAGCCAGCAGCCGCAACUGCAGUCUCAGCCCUCGGAUGAUUGGGAUGAUGACUGGGAUGAUGAUGAUGAUGACAGCACAAUACCUGACCAAGAGAGUGGUGGUUCAAGCUAUUCGGCUGGGAAUAAAGGUGUCCAAAUUAGAGAUACAGGCUCCAAGGCAGAUGGCAAUAGGUUUGGCACUGCGAGGGGAAAAGGUUUCAGCCGAUUCUCUACAUUUGCCAAAAGUGGUGGGGAGGCAUACCUUCUUGGUACAAGUACUGGGGCACCUUCUGAUGCAGAAAAAGUCAGAGUGGUUGAUGGUUCCCAUGGCCCUUGUUGGGAGAGCGGACAGAACCCAUUCACCUGCGUAGUCGCAUCGCCAAAGAAAGAAAAUAAAUACAAGGGCCUGAAAAGCUUCAUUUGCUACCAGUUAACUCCGUCAUUUAGUAACAUCCAAGUUAGUCGACGCUACAAACAUUUUGACUGGCUGCACAAAAUUCUCUGUGAGAAGUUUCCCUGUGUAGCAACGCCCCCUAUACCUGAUAAACAAGUUACCGGUCGCUACGAGGAUGAGUUCAUCUCAGAACGGAUGCGGUUGCUGCAGUUGUGGUUGAAUCGAAUGGUGCGACAUCCUGUGAUUGCUAAUAGUGCGGUGCUCUUGCACUUCCUGACUUGUACUGAUGAAAAGCGCUGGAAAGUUGGCAAACGAGCGGCAGAGAAGGAUGAGUUUCAGGGGGCCAAAUUUUUUCUUGCAGUGCAUACGCCUGCUACUCCAUUGGAUUUGAACAUGGUGGAAAACAACAUAGAAACAUUCACCCGGUUUACCAAGUCCAUGGAUGAUGGUGUGAGACAUCUUUUGGGAGUUACAGAAAACAACAUGAAAAAACACCAAGGACCAUUUAAGAGAGAGUUUCAGAAGAUUGGUCAUUCCAUUGAGUCUCUUGCUGCUACGUUCGACAUCGAUACUGGUGUCUACUCACAAAAGUUAACUACGGCAAUGAAACACACUGGGAAGACAUAUGAUGAGAUUGGUCAACUAUUUGCUGCCCAGCCUGUCCACGAUCUUUAUCCAACAAUGGAAACACUAAGCGAAUACAAGGGCAUUCUCUCCUGUUGGCCAGAAAUGAUACAGAUUCACAAGGGUUCCUUGGCGAAAGUGAAAGAGUGCCAAAAGUCACAAGAUGAGGGGAAGAUGAGUGAAUCCGAGGUGCAAUCAGUCAUCAAUCGCUCCGAUACCGUCUCCUAUGCAAUAAUGAGCGAGCAGAAUUACUUCCAGGAAGAAAGAGUCCGAGAUUUCAAACUCAUGAUGCAGAUUUAUCUAAGGCAACAGAUAGAAUUUUAUAAAAAGAUUACUAGCAAGUUAGAAGACAGUCUACAUUUGUAUGAGAGUGCAUAGCACUAGCAGACGGUGCCAAUGUUGAUAUUAUUUCAAUCCACUUUACCACGUUUGUGUGGUGUAGCAUGCUUUGUAUUGAAAAACCCUCGCAGACAAGUAUCAUAUACGGGGUGAUCAAAAUAAAUCCGCCAUCAUAGAUAGAAGGUUAAUAUUUACUGGUAUUAUCGUGUUCAGUCUGAUAACUGAGGCAAACUUGGCAAUACACCUCAGGUCGCUGGCUGACCUCUGUAGUUUGCAUCAGAAGCCACACGUGUCAUCUGUAUCAACAGGAAACGGACAACCUCUCGUCUUCGAGGGAGUUUUCUUUGUGCUUUCAUUCUGACUUGUGCUGUGGUUUCUGAGACUGGGGUGUUUCUGUGCUUGGGAAGUUUAGGCACACUUUGUAUCAAUGGGAAAGUCAGGUCUGUCAUCAAAUUAUACUCACGUCUUUCUAUACAAAAUAUCUAUACUUUCAAUUUUAGUUCGUUAAUGGCAAAAUGUAUGAGAAUGCUCCACGUAUUAUCUGAUUUGAAAUAAGUAUCUGCUUCUGUCCUAGAUCCUGCACAUUGACGAUAUAUCAAAAGGGGAUUCUUUUCCUUGGACAAAUCAUUGUAAUUGAUAGUCAGUUCACUCUCACAUUAGUGCAGAGGUUUUUUAAUCAACCUGCUCUGCAAGUGUUUAUGCUAUUCCCUCCCAUUACUAUCUUGGGGGCCAUACCUUUUAUAUACGCUCAGUUCCCCCUCCAUCAUACCCACUCCUGCACUUAAUUGGCCUAAAUUUGGAUCCCCCUCUAAAGCAUACAUACUAAAAGUAUGGCCCCCUAUAUAGGUUAGCUUGUUGUCUGUGAUAAUUUUGUGAUUUUGAUGAGAUUUGAUGAAAAGUCCAAGUGAUUAUGACUUUUCGUUUCAAAAUACCAAGUCAGUCUGUGCUGUUAAUAAGUGUUAUCAACCCUGUUUUCUCACCUUUAGGCAGCCUUAUCAGAAAGAUCAUGACAUCAGAUUUUGUGCUAAUAUCUAGUUCUAAGAAAGUCUGCAUGACGUACAUUGUAUUUUGAAAUUGGUGUUAACAGUGGUGUUCAGUGUCCUAAAAGAUCAGCAGGGUUGGCGCGCCCCUUCGCAUUUUCGCCACUUCCGAAUGCUGCACAUGCGUGUCGACUGGCGAAUGUAAAACAAUGUCUGGCUAAAAAAUUUGCGAAUUCUAUUUGAAUUGCCAUGAUUUGGCGAGAGAGUAAUAGUGUUGUGCGAAAAUUGAUCAAAGUCUAUCAUAAAGAUCCACUUCCACACCAAAUGCACCAAGGAACGAUCGUUAGUCCGUCAAGCUUUAUCAUAUAUCAAAUAUUAUUUGCGGGCGGCCGCGCUAUCACACGUGGUUGCUAUCGUCUGCAUUGUAGUUCUACCCAUUGCCGCUACCGUGAUUUUGGUGGCGCUGCUGGUCGCCUUACGCAUACAUUAUCGGCUAGUUGCCUGCUCGCUUCGUUGCCAUGGAGUCUCCGGUCACGUGUUCCUCGAAUCGUUCGUUGAUUUGCUAGUCUCAGUACUGGCGGGCUGCCAUUCUCGCACAUGUUACUGCGGGCUGGGUCGGCCCCAAAAUGGACAAACGAUCGGCAAUGGCUGGAGCUGACUCAAUAUGGCUAAACGUGACAGCCACUUGGCUAAAAAGUGUCAAGGAGGAAAAAAUUCACAGAGCCAACCCUGAUCAGUGUUGACACCCAAAGGUAUAAUGGCCCAAUGUUGAGUUGGUGAACAUGAUGAAGUGUUGUAGCAUUAUGGCAGAAAAUCGAUCAAUUCAUACAUCAUGCUAGAAUUUGUCGCUUCUGGAUUGGUCUAUUAAACUUGGAAAACUAUGCAUGAUCCCAUCAUAUGGUAUCAAGAAUUGAUAAAGAUUGGCUUUUUUUAAUUCUUGGUAGUAUUGAUAAUUGCAGCUGUCAUUAUUUCAUUAACUGCUGGUGUAUUUAUGGGACAUAGGCCUACAUGUACACAUAAAAACUUAGGGAUAUUUUGAACUAUGAAUUAUCAAAAUGUAAUAUGCUUCUUGUGCCACUGUAAAUACUACCAAACACACCCGAAGUGCUUGACUGUGGCUGUGUAUGCGCAUAUAUACAUGUACAAGUAUAAACAUUAUGAUAUGGUCUUCAAGCUGGUUUGCAGUGUUUUUUGCUAUUAGUAGAAUUUAUGUGCUUUAAUGAGGUUUUUUUUAUAGAUUGUCCAAAGAAAUUUGGUUAAGAUUUUAAAAUCUAGCCUCUGGUAAGUGGUAAAUGCUUUAAGAGAGUGCAAAAGCUGUUGUUUUUGGGCUUGAAAGAUCCAGUUGAUAUUCCUUUGCUGACUUUGUAUCUGCACCACGAUCAUCCGAAGUUGGAACCGAAUUUCAAGAUUUCAAGAUAUCUGGUUAUGCCUAUGCAUGAAUGUGAAUUCCUAUAAACUUAUGCAUGUGCCAGCGUCACUGGAUAUCAAAUCUGAAACGGCUUCUGUUAAUCGUGUUGCUGAUUCAAAGUUGAAGGUAAUUACUUGUUCUGUUGAAGUUUUCAUAAAAGCAUCACGUUAUAGUGAUGCUUGAAUUGUUUUUUGUAGGAUACAUGUAGGUCAUGUUGCCACGCAUGGAAACAUUGGACUUUCGAGCAGUGCACAUAAUAGAAUUGAAUAGUUUUCCAUAGAUUAUAAUUUUAUCUUUCAUUGUAUUCUCUUGUAUAUUCUAUAAACAAUUCAUUAUUGCAUGCUCAUGUAUGAUAGACAGGAAUAGGAGGUUGAACACAAAUGUAAUGAAUAAUACAUUUUUUCACCUUGGUGUUGAUAGGAACCCUAGAGGUACAGGCCUAUUUGUGUGUGGAAUCUCCUUGACUCUUACCAUUCCAAUCCUCAGCUAUGGGCAUUAGGUGGAAGCAUUAGGUGGAAGCAUCUGGAUAAUUCGAUGACUAAUCUUGCGUGAACCGCAAAAUGUGCAUCUGGAUUGAAUUGACCUUACCUGUUUCAUUUCCAAUUAUUUCACACACGAAAAGAAGUAAACAUUUCUGGCCUCAAGGUUUCUAAAUAGAGUUUUAGACAAGUCUAGAUCUGCUCCUGCCACCUAUUAUACACAACAGGAUCUCAUUUGUAAGGUAGUGUCAUCAUUCAACAUGCACAUAAGUUAUAAUCGUUUAAAAACGAUAUUGCCUCCUCUCAUUGAUUUGAUGAGCAAUGUUUGACAUUGUGAUCUGCGACCUAAGCCAUGAUAAAUGGCCACUGGUUGGUUGAAUUUCAAUUGAUUGUCAUGUUGUCAUGGCUACCUUGUAGGCUGCCAUGACCAAAGUCACUCUGACCCGAAUCAAAUGUGUAAAUCAGGGUCCUUUGAUAAAUCCUUUUGAGAUUUUGAUAUAGAAUAUCUUUUGGUAUUUUGUAUGUUUGCUGCUUCUUGCUCUGGUUUGUAAUGGCUUAAACUCUUUGAAUCAAAAGUUGUUUAAAGGAACUCUUAUCUCUCCACAAACAGUGGCAACAAGUGGUUUGCCUUGCCGCCACUAGGUGUGCCAGUGGUAACCAGUGUACAAAAGAGUGCAGACUUUAAAUAUAUUGCAUUACACCUAUUGGUGGCGCCACAACCAUUAAAACCACCCAUACAUAAUUUCUUUAAAUGCCAAGCAUCUCUGUAUUUGCUCAAACUAUUUCUGCUAAUUGAUGGGCUUGAUAUUUGCAUUGAUUGGAGGGAGGGGAGUUUCUUAAAGCUGAUUCAGGGACAUUUGACUUUGCUUUCUAUCAUGUUACUUGAAGGGCAACUCUUCUUUGUUGAUGGAAAUAUAUGUCUGAGGUGAUUGUGACUUGCUAUUGUCAUUUGGAAAGAAAAGAUGUCUCUUAGAAAUAUUUCUGAAAUAUAAUUCCAUUACCACGAAUUGGCCCAAUGAAAUCCUUUCUCCACUGUGCUCAAAGUAUUAAAGCAAUGUCUAUGAUAUCAUUCUCCAAAUUAUUUUCUGCAUGUAAACUUGUAUAAAGCAUAUGACAAAUGAAUAAAUGUCCCUAUUCUGUGAAAAAA
Messenger RNA from Lineus longissimus, 5700 nucleotides. RefSeq names its product sorting nexin-33-like. Gene Ontology annotation, molecular function: phosphatidylinositol binding; protein binding. The transcript is spliced from 15 exons. Gene Ontology annotation, biological process: endocytosis; endosomal transport; protein transport. Bases 1 to 1725 code for a protein of 574 amino acids. NCBI's taxonomy places the organism in Eukaryota, Metazoa, Nemertea, Pilidiophora, Heteronemertea, Lineidae. Gene Ontology annotation, cellular component: plasma membrane; cytoplasmic vesicle. The record is from RefSeq and is a predicted model, not a curated record.